AGCAUCACGUCGUGAAACAACUAUGGCGGAAGCCAAAAUAUAUGCAAGCAACUAGAAUAAAGGAACAUGAUAGAAAUUGCGAGACGGAUCACACGAUUAGCGGCGCGGAAAGGAGAUCAGCUUGAUCAAAGAGAACGGCGGGUGUGUGGCGACCCGUUUUGAUGCGAUUUUGGGCCAGCCAAGCGAAUUCCUGCAGCCUUUCCACGCGGCGGACAAGUUUUUCUGUGUCGUCGAGAGCGGCAGCAGGUUCGUCAGAGCGAGCCGACGUCUUCACCUUUCGUGAAAGCCGCCCGCUCCACGUUUUUCAUCGAUACGAAGAUCAAGCUGGGUUCCCAAGAUUCGGUGGCGCAGUAUUUUCUUCUGCUAGUAAUAUUGCUCAUUCCUGCCAGCGGAAAAAAAAAAUGGAUGACGAGGAUGGCAGGAGCCCUACCACUGAGGAGGUGCGUCAAGCUGCACUCCGAGAACACGGACUAGAAGAUGAGAGCGGAGGCCGAGUGUUAUGUAUGCGAAUUACUUUUCUGCCUGUCGCGAUUGCUAGUAGUAGAUCGCAUCCCUCCGCACGUCCCACCCUAGUGCAAGGUAAUUGAAGAUGAUGAGGAAUAAAGUUGCUGGAAGGUGGAAGUUUUGCCAUUGCCGAUGAUUCCGCGUGGAAGUAGAACUCAAGCCGGUCAUGACAAAGAGAGUAGUCGACUCCGGUAUGUCGGCGACCUCGCCAGAGUAUGUGGCAAAGCAAAGCUUUUGCGCCCGGUCUGCAACUAAGUACUUAUCUGCGAAGAGCAGAGUUUCCGUGUUUUCUGGGAUAAGUUCGCAGGGAAUUUGGCAGUCUGGCUGCACUUGGGGAGGACAUGUUUGGCGAUCAAGGGAACGAAGACCAGCGAGGAGAACAUCUUCCUUCAGACGGUACAGCUACAGGCGAGGGGCACGCGCCGCCUCCUGCCCAGGGAUCGCAAACUGUUGCGGUGAACUUACCGGCGCCAGAUUUUGGGCAUUUGGAGGCGUCAACGACAACCACCGAUGGAGUGUACCUUUUUUUUAUCGUACGUGCUUGGUGCAUGACCUGACUUUUUGGAGCCGUUGUAUCGGUGACAGAAAAGGCAAAGACAGUGCAUUGUUAUACGAGCGGGACGUUAUGUGGCUAUUCUUAUUUGUUUUUCUUCUGCGAGAGCGUGAGCGAGGUGCAGCUGCAGGACCUCGUGUCUUGCUCGGUAAAGAAACAUAAACGCUACACCUGUGAUCUGAUACAUCAGGCGGCUCCGAGCUGCCCCUGAAGGAAGCAUCCUGCCUAUUGUCCUAAACAAUGAGCACUCACGUGGUGAGGACGGGCGGGAUGUACCAAGGUGGGUGCUGGACGCCAGCGGACCUGGCAGCCAAGAUCCGGCCACGGCGAUGAACCGCGGGACGCGGGAGACAAGCGACUCGGUACCUCGAGACGCGUCUGCGGCAGUCGGGCGGCGGCUUGCGUCGGUUUGGCGAGGUCUUCUCGUUGUCCUAGCUCUGUUUUCGUUUACAGCUUUUGCGAAAUUUCUUUUCACGGACAAAAGCGGCGAGAAAAAGACUUUCUUGCAGGAGAUCAUCGUCCCUCUUGGGCAGGGUGUCACUACGGUGACCAUUUCUCUGGUGAAGUUUCUGGAAAUUUUAACGCUCUUGGGAAACGCCGUGGAACGCGCAGCCUUCAGAACACUCGGAAUUGGGGCAGUUGCUGUCGGUCUGUUCCAGCGGGGCGCUUGCUACGUGGCAGUAACAGCUGUGAUGAUACUUCUCCCAAUUUGGUGCUGCGGCUGGAGAGGAAGGCAUCGCCCAAGAGCAGUAUUGUGA
Amoebophrya sp. A120 is the source of this 1815-nucleotide messenger RNA. NCBI's taxonomy places the organism in Eukaryota, Dinophyceae, Syndiniales, Amoebophryaceae. The record is from the annotation of a GenBank genome assembly.